AUGCCCUGCGCUAUCCGCGCUGAUUUUGAGGCAUGGGUAGAAAGUCAAGGCGUAAGUGAUACAUGGACACGGUGGCGCAUGUGUAUGGUCAUCGACAAAGAAUGCUUGCAGACGCUGAAAGGCAUAACAGCCGAAACCCUAGAAGAUGACUUACGCGCCAAUCCUCUCCGCGACGGCAAGAUCCGAUACGUCAAAGGACUCGAAGCUUUCCCUGAAAUUGACCAGUAUAAUACAUUCCCUGGCUGGAUGAAAAGCUGGACCUCUGCGCUCUGGGAUCUGUGGUCAAACAUGGAAGAUGGAGCACCAAUGAGCCUUCAGUUCGAGUUGAUCGAUGAAGACGACGACGGGAUCUACUGCGGAUGA
Messenger RNA from Penicillium oxalicum, 363 nucleotides. RefSeq lists its product as uncharacterized. Bases 1 to 363 code for a protein of 120 amino acids. The transcript has a single exon. Lineage: Eukaryota; Fungi; Ascomycota; Eurotiomycetes; Eurotiales; Aspergillaceae. The record is from RefSeq and is a predicted model, not a curated record.